This is a messenger RNA of Salvia miltiorrhiza (redroot sage), 931 nucleotides long. Its product is annotated as peroxiredoxin-2F, mitochondrial. The transcript is spliced from 5 exons. The coding region runs from base 129 to 728 and encodes 199 amino acids. Gene Ontology annotation, biological process: hydrogen peroxide catabolic process; cellular response to oxidative stress; cell redox homeostasis. Gene Ontology annotation, cellular component: cytoplasm; mitochondrion. Gene Ontology annotation, molecular function: thioredoxin peroxidase activity. Lineage: Eukaryota; Viridiplantae; Streptophyta; Magnoliopsida; Lamiales; Lamiaceae. The record is from RefSeq and is a predicted model, not a curated record.
AACAAAAGAGACUUUAGCUUUCACCUAUUUGGUGUAGAGCUAAAACGCGAAACGUAUAUAUCCUCUCAUUUCUCUCUGCAAAAAGUAACCAUUAAAAAAAAAGUCGAAGAGGAAAUCACAAGACGAAAAUGGCUAUGGCUUCCUCUGCAUUGCUGAAGCGAACGUCGGUGAUGAAGUCGGUGAUCGGCGGUCUCCAAGCAUCACGGGAUUUCGCGUCGAUUGCAGUGGGCUCGGACUUGAUAUCGGCCGCUCCGGAUAUUUCCCUCCAGCGAGCUCGCUCCUGGGACGACGGCGUUUCGUCCAAAUUCGCCACUACUCCACUCAGAGACAUUUUCAAGGGCAAGAAAGUUGUUAUCUUUGGGCUUCCGGGAGCCUACACUGGAGUUUGCUCAGCACAACACGUCCCUAGCUACAAAAGAAAUAUCGACAACUUCAAGGCAAAGGGAAUUGAUUCGGUUGUAUGUGUAGCUGUCAACGAUCCCUAUGUUAUCAACGGUUGGGCAGAAAAACUUCAAGCUAAAGAAGCUAUUGAAUUUUAUGGAGAUUUCGAUGGGAGCUUCCACAAGAAGCUCGACUUGAUGAUAGACCUAUCCGCUGCACUACUUGGACCUCGAUCCCACAGGUGGUCGGCUUAUGUGGACGACGGCAAGAUUAAGGCCCUUAACGUCGAGAAAGCUCCCUCCGAGUUCGAGGUUUCCGGUGCUGACGCCAUCCUCGGGCAGAUCUAAGGCAUGGUCUUCUUCUUUAUGCAGUGACUAAUUGUUUGUUUUUUUGAGAUGCAGUGUUGUUAAUUGUUAGACCUCAGUUUUUGCCACAGAUUUUUGUAUGUGCAUUCUUUCUCAUUCUCAAUAAGGAUGGCAAAUUACACAAUUUGAAAAUUUGAUGUAUUUCUCUUUUUGCUAUAAAUGGACAUAGCCUUUCUCCCGCUUUC